CGCAGCCGGAGGAUUGUUGUGUCUGCUGCUGAACAAGAGAACAUGAGAAAGCCAAACACAGUGAGGAUAUGAACCGCUUGUAACUUCCAGUGUCUGAGGGAACCGGCUGGCUCCACGGUCUGGCUCGCUGAGCGGCUCCCGGUGUGUUGCUCCCGGUGUGUCCGGGCUACAAGUGGCGGAGCAGCUCCUCGCGGGAGUGUCAGAGGCUGCGCUCCAGUCAUGACCUCUGGGAAUGGAAACACUAACAGCAACAGCAGCCGAGACAAAGGAGAGAGCAGAGCAGCCCAGGCCCUCAUGAGGUGCCACAUCCUCACCCACCUGAUAGAGGGCUUCGUCAUCCAGGAGGGGGCCGAGCCAUUCCCUGUGGAGCGUCCCUCUUUCUCAUUGGAGAGCCUGAGGAGACACACUGCAGACUCAAAGAUGGACCUCCUCUCACCAAAGGAGCUGAAGGCCCAGCAGGAGCCCAUGCUGACCUGUGAGCUGUGUGGCAGGGUGGAUUUCUCCUACGUCUUCAAAAGGUCCAAGAGGUUCUGUUCCAAUGUGUGCGCCAAACGCUACAAUGUGGGAUGCACAAAGAGAGUGGGUCUCUUCCCAAACCGGAAAGCCACCCUGGAGAACAUGAAGAAGCAGAGAGCGCUGAGCGGAGAGCUGAAUCACUGCAGCCUGGAGCCCAAGAAGAAGAAGCCUGCUGCUGCUGCCUCUCCCUCCACCGGCCAGUCGCUCCACCCUGCUCAGGGACAGUCCAGCCAAUGCUCAGACCUGCCUGGGUACAAGAGACCCCCGUCCCCCCCGUCAGCCACGCAGCCCUUCUGCUUCCUGCCCUCUGACCCCGGCCAGUGGAACAUAGACGAGGUGUACGAGUUCAUGUCCUCUCUGCCAGACUGUCUGCAGGUGGCUGAGGAGUUCCGCUCUCAGGAGAUCGAUGGGCAGGCCCUGCUGCUGCUGAAGGAGGACCACCUCAUGGCCACCAUGAACAUCAAGCUGGGGCCCGCACUGAAGAUCUACGCCCAGAUCAGCACGCUCAAAGACUCGUAGCCCAUCUAACACAC
Messenger RNA from Trematomus bernacchii (emerald rockcod), 1049 nucleotides. Its product is annotated as polyhomeotic-like protein 2. Lineage: Eukaryota; Metazoa; Chordata; Actinopteri; Perciformes; Nototheniidae. Gene Ontology annotation, molecular function: protein binding; zinc ion binding. Bases 220 to 1035 code for a protein of 271 amino acids. The transcript has 7 exons. Gene Ontology annotation, cellular component: nucleus; PRC1 complex. The record is from RefSeq and is a predicted model, not a curated record.